Hydra vulgaris (swiftwater hydra) is the source of this 2139-nucleotide messenger RNA. Its product is annotated as mini-chromosome maintenance complex-binding protein. Gene Ontology annotation, biological process: DNA-templated DNA replication. The record is from RefSeq and is a predicted model, not a curated record. NCBI's taxonomy places the organism in Eukaryota, Metazoa, Cnidaria, Hydrozoa, Anthoathecata, Hydridae. Gene Ontology annotation, molecular function: chromatin binding.
ACGGAAUUUUGGUUUUCGCAAGUGUCCUAAAAUUCUAUUUUAUGUUGUCAAUUUUUAAAAUAUAAAGAAAAAAAUGGCAGAAGAUUUUGUUAUAAGUCCUCUUUCAGUUAUUACAAAGCUUUAUUAUAGCGAUCCUGGUAUUCUUAACAGACUAGAGGAUAUUUCAAAUCAUUUUAGAAGUUUACUUAAAGAUGAUUAUACAAAGAUACCAUUGAUUAAUGAGGUACCAUUGGAGUUAAUACCACCUAAUUCCCUGGUAAGAUUUAAAGCAAUGGUGCAAGAUAUGUUUGACCCAGAAUUUUAUUUUGGACAGUAUGAAACUAUUAACAAAAUUUCAGGAGAAAAUAAUAUACAACUUGGUUGUUUUACUGAUACAAUCAAUUGUCAUCAUGAUAAUGAAAUCAAUUAUGAAAGUGCCAGAAAUGUAACUUUGCAGCGAUUUACAUAUUGUUGCAUACCUAUCCCUGGAUUAAAUGGAUGGUUAAAAAAUAAAAAUUCACAAACAUUACUAUUUCAUCAUUAUACCGGUUCAGUCAGCAAAAAACGACCUGCUGAUGACAAUAAUAUGGAAGAAGAUAAAAUAAUUAGUGAUACAUGCAAGAAAUCCAAAAAAGAUAUUCAAAAUGAAACAGUAGCAGAACUUUUACAUGAUCAAGCAGAUAUCUCUAAAAACAUACCACAACUGCAAGAAGAUGAUCAAACUGUUUUUAUAAAGAUGUAUUCUGAUACAACAUGUUUAAAAUUAAAUGAUACUGCAGAAUUCAUUUGUAUACUUUCUUCAAAUCCUGAGCUUGUGAUAAAUUCAUCUGAUGAUUUUGAAAGUUUCACAAACGGACAUGAUCCUAGUGAUCUUGAAGAAUUUGCACAUAAUGUGUCCCCUUCAAAAGUUCCUAGGCUACAUUGUUUAUUUUUUAAUAAGUUUAACUGUUUCAAUCAAGACGUUAUAAUAAAAAAAUGUUUAUAUGAAUCAGUUUUCAGAGAAAUUAUUUCAAUAAGAGGUGAUAUCAUAGCAUUAUUUACACAACUACUUGGUGGUGAUAAGUUGAUUGCGGAAUAUCUUCUUUUACAUUUAAUUUCCAAAGUUUAUGGUAGAUGUGGAACUUUGUGUCUUGGCAAGUUUUCCAUGAAUAUUAUGAAAUGUCCUGGUGAAAACUUCACUACGAGACUGUACUCAUCAAUUCAAAAUAUUGUAGAAAAGAGUGCUUACUUCCCACUUACAAUAGAUAACUUAAACAAUAAAAAGUUUGUACCAAAAAAAGACUAUGAAGCUAAUAGAUUGGUUUAUGGUGCCCUACAGUUAGCCUGCAAUACCCAAGUGGUCAUUGAUGAAACACAAAUGCAACCUGGAAAAUUAAAUGCUGAAGGGAUUCGAAAUUUGGCAGCAAUAGGAAAUGUAAUUCAGUGGCAAAGACUUGAUUAUGAUUUUGAAUUUUCACAGGUUGAAAUGGAAGCAAAUUUGAAUAUGUUAGUUUUAUCAGAAGGAAAAUCACUAUUAACUUGUGAUGUUCAUAUUCCAUUAAAACCUGAUGGUUCAUAUUCGGACUGUGUGCAAGAACUUUCAGAUCAACAGUUAGAAAAGAUUCGUUUAUACCUAACUGCUGUCCAGUCUUUAGAAUAUCAGUUAACUGAAGAAGUACAAAAGGCCUUAGAAGAUGAUUUUGUCGAAAUGAGGAAGCAAGAUGCAAAAUCUGUCAAUGCUGAUUCAUUUUAUUUGCUUUUAACAACUGCAAGAUACAUGUCACUAAGCUAUGGUCAGACAAAGCUUUCUUCUUCACUCUGGAUUAAAAGCAAAGAAUUAGACAUGGGUCGAAGAAAUCGUUAAUAGCUUAUCAAUACUUUUAAUAAAACGGUCAGAAGUAACCGCAAGUUUUUAUUGGAAUAUUAAAUAACUUAACAUCUUAAAGAUUGUAAACAAAACAAAACGUUAAAGCGUUUAAUUGUAGUGGUUAUGAUGGAAUGUUAAGUUUUAAUUUCGUUGAAAAAACCAUCGUCGUUAUUAAUUACUUGUUUUAUUUUGAGCGAAUAAUUUUGAAACUGUUAUGAUUAUCAGUGCACAAGAUGGGGGAUUUUCGUAUGAUUAUUUUAACAAAGUUUAGUUUUUAUUUUGUUUACUUCUAAUUACUUGAACCAAAUUGAAAU